AUGUAUGGUGACUACGAGGCACAGCGCCACUGGAUGGAAAUCACGCUGCAUACGCCGCUGAAUGAGUGGUAUGUCGAAACGGAGCGGAACCCCCUGCAGUACUGGGGACUCGACUAUCCUCCUGUGUCAGCUUUCCAGUCGCUCCUGUACGGCGCCCUCAUCCACGCCGUCGAUCCAGGGACUGUCGCGCUAGAGAGCUCAAGGGGCGAGCGCGGAGAGGCGCUCCAAUCUCGCUUCCUUAUGCGGAUGUCCGUCUUGUUGUCAGAUGUAGCUUUUAUUUUUCCAGUGGCGCUCGUGCUCCACCGCGUGCUGCCAUUGACGACGGCAGGCUCUCAUGGUCAUCGACGAGGGGGGUCACGUGACGCUGGACCAGGAGUCGGUCGAGCCACCUUGGCGUUGGCAGCAGUGUGGCUGCUCCAACCAGGUCUCAUCUUGAUCGAUCACGGACACUUCCAAUACAACGGCAUUUGCCUCGGCCUUGCGGCGCUCGGCGCUCUCGCAGUGAUGUCGGGACGGCAGAUUUUGGGCAGCAUUCUAUUCUGCAUCUCGAUCAACCACAAGCAAAUGGCAAUGUACUACGCACCUGCAUUUUUCGCCCAUCUGUUGGGCUGGUCCUUGCAGGGAACAUCAUGGCUUGGGAAAAUUGGCAGGUUGUCGACGCUGGGCGUGAGCGUGCUUGCCACAUUCGCUGUCAUCUGGGGACCUUUCGUCGCAUCGGGAGUGUGGCUCGACGUGCUCCAGCGGCUCGUACCCGUGAAAAGGGGCCUGUUUGAAGAUUACGUGGCGAAUUUCUGGUGUGCGACGCACCCGGUCUUCAAAUGGAAGCUUUUCGACCAGCAAAUCAUGGUGAAACUCUGCACAGGGGCCACACUCCUGGCGCUGCUGCCGUCUUGCGUCCACGAAGUGCUGCGGCCCUCGUCAACCGGCCUCCUCAGGUGCAUGGCGACAUGCUCUCUGAGCUUUUUCUUGUUCUCUUACCAGGUGCACGAAAAGUCGAUUCUCCUCCCGGCCGUGCCGAUCGCACUGCUGGCCUCGCAUGAGCCAGAGACUGCAGUGUUCUUUUCCAUGUUGGCAAGUGCGUCGAUGUAUCCGCUCAUCGACAAGGACAACCUGACUCUACCGUACAUGGCAACAAUGGUUACUUUCAUCGCCGUUUGCGCGUGGCCACAGUGGGCCGCCGCGCUUUCGAGCUUCAAGCAGCGCCGGCGACGUGUCGAUAAGGCCCUCCUUCUCGUCAUCGCGCAAUGGCUCUCCCUUCUCGGAUUUGGCAUCCUGCACAUCCUUCGGAUCACGCUGCCCGCGCCGGUGCGCCUACCGUUCCUACACGAUAUGCUCUUCACGAGCUUCAGUUUCGUGCAGGUUGGCGCAGUGAUGCUGUACUUGAAUGUCUCUCUACUGCUUCCGCGGCAUUUGAAGCAAGAUUGA
Pedinophyceae sp. YPF-701 is the source of this 1425-nucleotide messenger RNA. The record is from the annotation of a GenBank genome assembly. NCBI's taxonomy places the organism in Eukaryota, Viridiplantae, Chlorophyta, Pedinophyceae.